Messenger RNA from Neoarius graeffei (lesser salmon catfish), 1863 nucleotides. It is a transcript of the gene znf706, whose product is annotated as zinc finger protein 706. The coding region runs from base 590 to 820 and encodes 76 amino acids. The record is from RefSeq and is a predicted model, not a curated record. Lineage: Eukaryota; Metazoa; Chordata; Actinopteri; Siluriformes; Ariidae. The transcript has 3 exons.
CUGUGAUUUGGGACGCGUCCCGGCAGAUCCCUGUGUGUGGAGUGUUUGAUGUUUACACAGCUGUAAACUUCACUCCGAGUCUCUCCGCCGUGUGUAAGUUCGUAAGUAAGUCAGUGCUGUGUAUUUUAAUUAGAAAUAAUUUAUAUUUUAUUUUUAAUUCACUUUCCCAGUUCGUUUAUUAAAUUCACUCAGACUGAGAGUGCUUUUGAGCGCGAGCUCGGUGUUUAGUGGUGAAGCGGUUCAUGCUAAGUAAACUUGCUAACAGCUGUUUCAAACAAACUCCCGUAUUUAUAAAAACUGGUUCAGCUUUAAAGCGAUUAUCGUGAUAAUAUAUUUCAGUGAAAAGUUAUAAAGGUGUUUAGUUCGUGAGUAAAUCUCAUCUCUGCGUCUGUUUCACCGUGAAGGCGGAUUAGCGCGUUAGCCUAGCCCUGGUGCUGUUAUUGUGAUUGUCUCUUCUUUUCCCAACCGCUUUCCGUCAGGAGACUCCGGAUUGGUCACUUUGUUUAAAGGACCAGAGUUCAACGUCGAGAGACAAAGUACUGACAGCCAAUCCUCGCUCAGAAGGUCAUCGUGAUUCGCCAAUCAGAGCAUGGCUCGAGGACACCAAAAGAUUCAGUCUCAGCAGAAAAAUGCCAAGAAACAGGCUGAGAUCAAGAAGUCGAAAGGCCAUGACCAGAAAACGGCGGCGAAGGCUGCGCUGGUGUACACCUGUGGGGUGUGCAGGUCACAGAUGCCGGAUCCGAAAACGUUCAAGCAGCAUUUCGAGAGCAAACAUCCCAAAAACCCUCUUCCUCCGGAGCUGGUGGGUGUGGAGGCCUGAGCGUCGCUCCCCAAACCUGCACUGCCGCUUCGCCAUCAGAGACUGUUAAUGGUGUCAACUGUUUCCCUAACGGCAAAAAAAACCACAGAGACAUCUGUCUGCCUCUCUCUCUGCCUGUCUGCCUCUCUCUCUGCCUGUCUGCCUCUCUCUUUCUCUCUCUCCGCCUGCCUGUCUGUCUCUCACUGUCUGCUUCUCCCUUUGUCUGUCUGCCUUCCUGCCCCUUUCUCUCUCUCUCUCUCUCUCUCUGCCUGUCUGUCUGAUCAGAUACACACUGGUUUGGUGUUUAAUCUGUCUCACACACUGCUGCGCUGAUGUACAGUGAGGCUGAUGAUGAUAAACGGGUGACGGGUUUGUGCUUGUGAUAUAAUUACAGAAUUACCGUAUUUUUCGGAUUAUAAAGACGAAUCUAUAAAUCCAGUGUUGUGAUAAAUAUUUAAGACAUUUCUGACGUUAUCUGAAUGUUGCCUCUACUCAUUUCACAGUGUUUCACAGUCACGUGUCCGCCUAUAUUUGUACCUUCCAAAGUUAAGUAUUAUUUUAAUAAUUACUGUCCUUUAGAGUAUUUGUGCUCACUGAGUACUGCAAACGUUAUGGGACAGAGACUCUACACCACCGUGACGAGUGUUUAGGAAUUAAUUUUUUUCCAUAACCCCUUCAGACACGAGGGAAAAAUCCUAUGGAACUUCAUGUGUACAAUUGUACGUUAUGUCCGAAGGGGUUAAGAGACCUGGAAAAUUUUUAAAAAUUGGACUUUAUACUCCAGAAAAUACGGUAAACCUGUGGAUCGAUGGCUUUUUAUUUAAGAUGUGGAUUAUUGAAAAAUGUUGAUUGAAAUUGUUUCUGUUUUCUCCGAGAUCACUGGCUGUAGCUGAGGGUGAAUAUCACUAUCUCCUUUAAUUUACGCUGCAGAAAUACUAAUGACUGUGUUCAUCACUGGAACUGUGUUCAGAGACGUGUGUUUAAGACGCUGUUCAUGCUUCAGUGAGCCGGUACCUGCGCCAAUGUAAUAUAACAUUCUAAUAAAGUUUAAUUUUGUUUACAAA